Messenger RNA from Dufourea novaeangliae, 1068 nucleotides. RefSeq names its product coiled-coil domain-containing protein 113-like. The record is from RefSeq and is a predicted model, not a curated record. Gene Ontology annotation, biological process: cilium assembly. Bases 1 to 1068 code for a protein of 355 amino acids. Lineage: Eukaryota; Metazoa; Arthropoda; Insecta; Hymenoptera; Halictidae. Gene Ontology annotation, cellular component: ciliary basal body; axoneme. The transcript has 6 exons.
AUGAGUUUCCGAGACAGCAUCGCGUUUCUACCGGACCCAGCAAGACGCAAAACGUUGAGCAGUCGCGCGAGCGUGUACAGCGUAUUGAGCCUCGUAUCCGGAAGUAGGAUGGGGACAUCAAGCGUGUCCACUGUGGGAAAAUGCACUGAACAUUCGAAAAUUACUAUAACGCACCGUAUAACCAUGGCGUACAAAGAGGUUGAAGAAAUGACGAAGAAGCUGAGCGAGGAAAAGAGCUUGGCAAAGAAGAGAAAAGCCCAAAUAAGGGCGGAGAUAGAGGAAGUGGAAAUUCGUAUCACCGAGGUGCACGAGGCGAAGGUGGAGUUCGAGGAGAAUGUUGUGGUCAAAGGUGUCGACAGGAUCACUGGAAAAAUCCCGGCUGAAAAGGUUACCAGAUUCAUCGAGGAAUGGCUGAGAUCGGCGAACACGAUAAUAGGGAGGCUGCGGUUGAGAAGCUCGACGUUAAAGAUGCUGAUCAAAAAGACUAGACAGCAGCUGGCCCAGAGAGAGGAGCUCGGAGAGGCGCUACGCGCCGUCGACUUCGAACAAUUGAAUAUUCAGAACAAGGAUUACAUAAGGAUGAUCGAGGAGAAGACGAUCUACGUGCUGGACAUGAAGAGGAUCGCAGGCCAUUAUCAUUUGAAACUGACGCAGCACAAGCAGAAACUGAGCGACCUGUUGUGUACUUUGAACGGUCUGAAGAAUGACAUUUCGCUGAAACAAGAGCAGAUUAACGAACUGGAGGACGAGCACAAACAGGUAGAGACGGAAGUGGCACACCUGAAUAAAGAGCUGGAGGAGCUGUUACACUACAUGGACAACUAUACUGUGCCGGAUAUUUUAGAUUUUGUGAAAUUAGAAAUACAGGUGCAGGAAUUACAGAAGAAAUACAAACUCUUAGACAGACGCAAGAACAUUCAAAAAAUCAUAUUUCGGACGUCCCGGAAGCAGGGUCAUAACCAAAAAUCGGUCCAAGAUAUCAUAAUGCAUAAAAAAAUAUCCGGCACGAUAUAUCCGAUCGCACCGUUCACCGUAAAUUCCUUAACUUCUCAUACUCAUACGAAUUGA